Messenger RNA from Macrosteles quadrilineatus (aster leafhopper), 9483 nucleotides. RefSeq names its product protein unc-79 homolog (gene unc79). The transcript is spliced from 52 exons. Gene Ontology annotation, molecular function: protein binding. The coding region runs from base 189 to 8174 and encodes 2661 amino acids. The record is from RefSeq and is a predicted model, not a curated record. NCBI's taxonomy places the organism in Eukaryota, Metazoa, Arthropoda, Insecta, Hemiptera, Cicadellidae.
UGUCGUCUGCUAUACACGAGAUGACCGCUACUGUCAGCCAUGGUGUUAGUAGUGGAAGCUGAACAGAUUUGUUUGAUUAUUAUCUCAGUGUUUUACUUUUUACUGAUCAAAUUCCAUCCAAUAAUUACUGGUGUUUUAACUGAUAUGAUCCUCUGGAUUCUUUAAGUUCUCUUAACCAAGCUGUAAAGAUGAAUACCAAAGCAGCUGCAUUUGUAGCCAAGAUUCGUAACCUGAAUGACUAUCAUUUGCGGUUACAACAUGGGGUUCUUCCUACACCUUCAGGAGUCGACAUUGCUAACGCCAUCAACUACUUCUCACAGACCUUAACAAAUGUCCUGAAGGACGUGCCCAACUCUCCACUGGAGCUGCUCAAAUGUGCAGACAAGGAUGGUGUGAGGAUGGCGUUGUACCCGAGCCUGGACUACCGAGGACUCUACAUGGCCUUGCAACAGCUGGUAGACGUUGCUCCUCUCAUGCAGUUUGGUUUGCACGCUUUUGGCCAGUCCCUGCUGCAGUGCCUGGGAUGUAUUCUGCCGUUCCUAGAACAUGAUAUGAUCGACACUCUGCCGUACCUCACAGCUUCAUCAAUGUCUGCUCUGCCGGCCUCUCUACACCAGGACAUUGUCAACUCCUUGUGCUACUACAUUCUGCCGUUCACCAUCACUCGCAAUGCAGACGACGACCAAACAAACUACGCCAGUCAGUCUGUUUCUGCUGUGGUCAUGAUGGUGUUCCAGUAUUCUGAUGACAUGGCUCACCAUUGUCAAAUGCUGGAGUGUCUGAUGACUCUGAAGCUGAACCUGGUGAAGGACCUCUUGUGUGUGAUUGCCUACGGGACUUCAGGUGCCAGGAUGUCGGCUGCGAAACUGCUCUUCUACUAUUGGCCGACAUUCAAUUCUCGUCUUUUUGAACGCAGAGGAACACCUCCCACACUGUACAACAGAAAGCCGUUCCCCUGUCAGAGAGACAUGUGUCCCAACGCCGGGACUGCCGAGGCUGCCAAAGUCUGCUAUGAUCACUGCAUCUCCAUCACCUUCGCCACCAAGUCCCCCCCUCCCCUCUACCUCUGUAUCGAGUGUGCCAAUGAGAUACACCGUGAACACCCAGAGCAGAUGUUCUAUGACAUUCUACAUCCGAUGCUGCAGGGCUCCGUGUCCUGUGAGAACAAGAACUGUCGAUCAUCUGAUAAAAGUGUGGUUUCAAUAUGCUUCACAACGGAAUGUGUGAGUUACAACAGCAACCAUCCGAUCCGCUACUGUCAGCAAUGUCACAGUAUCAGACACAACAACAGACGUGGUGGAGACCACAUUGUACACACUUGUCUACCCAAGGCCUGGGACAUGGACUCUGAGAUGCUCAGCUACCUGGUGGAGGCUAUAGUGAGUCUGCUAAAAGAGGCACGAACGACCACAGCAGAGAUCCCCAAAGACAUGAACGAUAUCCAGACGAAGGCUGCGCUGCUGAACGUGUUGUCCCCGAGCUACCCACUGUCCACGGAGGAACGUCAGCUGAUGGGACGCUUUGGUGUGUGGCUGCUUGUCGGACUCUGCACUCCCAAGGAGAACACCUCCAGUGACAUCCUAGGACGUCUGCUGUCCAUGCUGUUCCAUUGGUUCCAUGUCACGGCGUACUCGUUUGAUGACCAGGCGGAGUGUACCCUGGAGCAGCUCAAGACGGACUAUGUGUGUCAGUGGCUCAAUGAGGUGUGUCAGUCUCACUUCAACAUCUUUGUGUCAUGUCUGCUGCCCCACCCUCCAGACUACGCUAGGGUGGGAGGUCACUGGGACAUGUUGGUAUCUCGCACGUCUCAUCUCAAGAACGGUUUGAACCGGUUGUUCUCGCUGGUGCCAUACGAGGUGAUCACUCCAGAGAUCUGGGACUUUGUGAUGCCUCAUUGGCUCGAGGCAAUAGUUAAGGACGUUCCAGAGAAGGAGUUGCCGGAACUGAAACUUUUGCUAAGCAAGAUGCUGGACCCUGAGAUGAGUCCUCUCGGGUUUGAAGCUAAAAAGCUCUUUCAUUUUGUGUCAGUUCGCUUCAAGCAGACAACCCCCAAAGUUAUGGAACAGGCACUCAACUGGUUACAGAUCCUAACCAUCUUAGACAUUGUGAUUCAUCGGCAUCUCUUGUUCACCUUCUUCGAGGACGGAAUCAACAGUAUGAAAGAAGGAGAGACUCUGGGAAAGGACAGGGACAGUUUGAGGAAAAGCAAUAUUUCACCAGUUGUGGAAGAUGAGUCGGGACAGACAUCAGGUAUCUCUGAUGACGAAGGUCAGACAAACCGACAGAGCAAACGGCAGCACAGCGAUGGAGAGCUGAAGUUGUCGUGCUGCGUGCUCAUGUUGGAUAUUGUGCUCAAACAGAUGGAGAAGCAAGGAGUGGAAAGACACACUGGUAUUCACACUGUAGUAGCUCAGGAUACUUGUCGGAUACUACAGUGGAUGCUGCAAGCCCCGUGGUUGACGUCCCAUGUUUGCACUGGGUCUGGCAAGACUGAGUGUGUUCACUGUGAACUGACUAUCGUGUGGCACCAACUGGCGCUAGAGCUAGUCGGCUACAUAGCCCAGGAGAACCCAGCACACCCCCCUGAUCCGCCACUGAAGGAGGAGUCUGACGAGCACAAGUCCCCCGGGGAAGACAAGAAGGCUGAGCCAAAGCCUGACGUCGUCAUCAACAUGCCACUGCUCGAGAUACACACAGUGGGUGGAGUCCUGGUCAACAUGCCCCAUGCUCAAACUACACCAAAGGACAAUGAAGUACCUUACAGAUUCAAUAAGAUCAUGACUGCCACUGUGGAGACAGUGAUGGAGCAGCUGGAUUUGGCUCCGAUGAUAAUAUCUGAGCGAGCAGUACCAGCCGUCGCUCGAGCCGUCACACUCACCGAUACUGACGUCGCCACAGCCAAGGUGAACAUUGCCCGACCGAAUCUGGUAGGUGAGAAUGACCAGCCCGUGGAGCAUUCGGAGGAUGACAUGGACGAUUUCUGGCACACAUCUGUCGGCAAGUUCCGCUUCUCUAUAGAUGAACUGCCACACCAGCUGCAAUAUAUACACACACUGCUGAAGGAGUUGCCGAAGACUGAGGAGCCAGAUGUCUUGUACUACAUGUUGCAAUGUCUACAUCUGAUGGUGCUGCACGGAGACGCUCUCAACAAGGCUGUCAAGGACCACCGAGGUUUCAUCAUCUGGUGUCAGGAGAAUCUCAUCAUCAAGAAUUUGUGGGACAUUUGCAAUGCUGAACAUUCACACAUCUGCGAAACUUGUGUUCCGAUCCUCCUACAUUGCAUCACUCUGCCGUCUGGUUCGGACGUCUUCUGGCGCGUCAUCCAAGACGAGUUUCAUAGCAGUGAUUGGAGAGUUCGUUUUGUUGCAGUUGAGAGAGUGACAGUGAUCGCUCGCUUCAUGGACUCGACGCCCUUGAGAGCUGUGAUGCCAUUACAAGCAGCUCUGGCCAAUGCCUUUUGUUAUCUGAUCUCGAGUAUGGACGACCCUAACGUACAAGUGGCCCAACGUGCUACCCUCUAUCUAGGAACUGUCCAUGACACUGCUAUGCAGUCUCUUAUCAUGUGCUUGGAGACACAGUUUGAUUCUGUGAUUGUUGACCGUCCGAUGGUACUUCAAUCUAUCUACCAACUCCACAACAGCCUCAGCGACCGCAAGAUCCUUUCCUGGGAGUUCUUUUUGAAUCGUUUCGAUGCGCUCUUCCUUGAGGCUCAGCUCAAUUUGGAAAAGACAUCCGGAGAUGUUUCUUACUUCAGAGAUCUGAGAAACACGGACAUGAAGAGUGAGGUGUUCAUACGCAAACUGCAUCGAGCACAGGAGGCGCUCACUCAGUCGGAUACAGGCUCCAGCAAGACACUGAGCGCAAGCUUCGGUCCCAAGUGGCCGUACAAGCGCACCAUGUCUGCUCCAGCGUCCAUGGUCCCUCGGCAGGACACCAAGGAGGAAAAGGAGAAGGUGUACAGCCGACAGUCGUCUGCUCCGAUCCUGAAGCGGAAAAGUUCUAGAUUUGGAUUGGACGGACACAUACACUCAAUGAGUGCAGCUCCGGUGCCAGACGAAACUAACCUCGUCGGCUUCAUGCAUCGAGUUAUCGAUCUUGAGGAAUCAGAUCGAGAGACGAUGCAUCUCUUGGUGUUUCUGCUGAUGCAGUUUCUGUCUCGUUCCGAUCAGGCUUUUCCUAGUGAUGAGAAAUCUCAGGCAAAAACACAAACAAUUGUACUGCGCCACCUGUAUCUACUGCUCGGUUACAACCAAAAUGAACGAGGAUUUCACAUUCCUUCUCAUCGUUUGCGGCAGUCGCCAGUGUUCAACGUGUUCAUCGCCAAUCUGCCCCAGCUGCUGGACCAGAACCACCUGAUGGGUUGGAUGGUGAUCCCCACAUGUCUAGUGCUGCUGCAGUACUGCCCCUGUCCUCCCCACCACCACCCUCCAGAGUCCCCCCCUCACCCUCCCUACAGCCUGUGGUACCUGGAGCCUCACACUCGCCGCUCCUGGCUCAUGUCCUUACUGGUCCUGUUGUACAAGUACCAAUACAACCAGCAGCCACUGUGCUCUCAACUGCAGGCUCUGGUGAAGAUUGUGAUCAACACGUUGGACUCCCAGCAUCACGUAUGUCGCAGGAUACCUCCCACAGUUGUGAUGGGGGCCCCCCCCUCUCGCUCUAGAGAUGUGAGCCAACCAUCCCUGGGAGUGGAGGGGGAACACGGAGGGAUGGACACGCCCCCUCUCUCCCCCAUGUACUCGGGGGCUGACGUGACUGGUCAUGUAACCUCCCGAGGCAAGACCUCAGCCGUCUACCACCAAAAGUCCCCCAGCUCUAUGGAGACUCACUGGGAGGAAGACGUUCACUCUCUCAAAGGAAAGAGACACUUAGAAGCUGGAUAUUCUACUGAAGCAGAAGAGACAGAAUCUGAGCUCGCUGCGAUUCCAGAAAGUAAAUCUGACAGCACAGCUCAUGGAAGUUCUCAGGGUUCAUUUGAGGAAGAUCGAACGGAUGAUCCAGAUGGCAAGAAGAAAGGCAAUGACGGAUCUAGCAGAGGCACACGACCAGUGUGGUUCUUAGGCAGUGACGAUCAUUCGAUCCAGAAGAGUAAUGGGUCCGGCCUCGCUGGUCUGGCAGGCAAGUGGGGGGUGAAGGAAGGGAUGAAGAUGUUAGUGACGUCGUCUCUGUUCUCGGUAACUCCACCAAGCAAGAUAGUCCCACCCACCAGCCCCGCCGAGAUGUCUAGCAAAACUCCAUCUGCGUCCACCCCCUCCAUCCCAACAGUCAGGGAGGGACCUACACCGGUCUCUCCCCAUCAUCCACCCCCACCACUGACACUCAAGCCUACCUUGGAGAAGGAUAGGUCGCUGGAGAAGGACACAGAGUGUUGGCCGGACAACUCGCAGCAUGGGUCACCCGUCCCUCGGCCAAUGGGAAGAGGCAAGCGAGCACCGGAGGGAGGGAAUACCCCCACCUCCACCUCCUCAUCUACCCCCACCCCUACCCCUACAUCGCACCCUCCCUGGCAGAUAGAUGGACCAGGAGCACACUACAAGGCACAUUCCACUCUGCCCUGUCAAGAGCGACUGCUGCACACAGGAAACUCAGGGAAACCAGUGUGCAAAGCGAUGAUCUCUCGGCGCCAAGAAGAAACGACAAACUACGGCUCGCCUGACUCUCCUCUUUCCAAGAUGGACGUAAUAUCAGUUGAGUCACCACAAGAGAGUCAGACGGACUCAGUACAGAGUGUCUCUCAUCUAGAGAUGCCACCACAAGAGAGACUGCUGCCUAUCGGCUCAUCUGUGCCUGCGUUGGUGCAACAUGUUAGACAAGCACUGGGCGUCAACUCCUGCGACCUUGAGCGCAAAGCUUCCAUGGACCAAGGUCCAACAAGGUCCCCGAGUGACAUAGACUCCUUGUCUUACACCAAACAAGACAGCUUUGAGAGAAGCGAACCGCUACAGACUAGCCGUAGCAUCAGUCCCCGCAGACUCAUCAAGCAAGUCGCGUUGGAAUCCCCACCACCUACCAACCAACCUGAUCAUGAUGCUGGCUUUUUCCGCAAACCCUCCUCAGGGAAAGCAGACGACAAAGACAGGAUGCAGAAGUCAAAGGUGAGGAGACAGGUUCCGUUUGCGGCAUCGGCCGGAGCUUACAACGUUUCCGACAGCUCUCGUAGACCUACCUCCUGGUGUGGGGCGCAGCAACAAUCCCUCCUCAACCCGGCUACGCAGCAAGCCUGUCAUGCUGCGUUUGAACUGAAGCAGAGCUCCUUCAGAGUGGGCGAGGACUGUGUGUACGAGAGGUGUGGCGAGUGCGGAACAGUGAGGGAAGAGUACAGCGAUGAGGAACUCGGACUGUGUAUCGUCAUUCUGGGGACCUUCAUACACAGAGAGCCUGCACUGGCAGCACCGCUGCUGCCUGACAUACUCACCAUCGUGGCCAAGCUUGCGAUGAGUGCCACUUACCCCUGGCAGUGUGAGAGCAACAUGUAUCUGCCAGGCGGUGCUAUCAGUGUGGCGCAUCAGUUCAUCCGCUGUGUUCUACACCAGCUGGCACCCAAUGGAGUGUUUGUGCAGAUGUUCCAGACACAUGUGUCAGAUUCCUCAAGGAUGCAGUUUUUCAGAAGCGUUGCUCAAGCUCUUCUAGAUUUCAAUGAGCUUAACCCCAUUGCACCUCUGCAGUUGCUGUUAGAAAACCUCAACUCCAAGAAGUCGCUGUGUCCUGAGCAGUUGCCAGUGAUCCUGCACAACACUGCAUGCUAUCUGGACUGUUUGCCGCUAGAGGCCGGGCUAGGCCCAGGGGCGUCCACGUGGUCUGCCCUCCUGGCACAGCUGGAGUUGCUGUUCCGGCGCAUCGUGUUUGUAAUGUACUCUCUGUCAGAUGUGACAGCGCUGCUGCGCAUCAUGGUGUCGGUGCUACGAGUGCCCGGCGUCCAAUCUACCAAGGGAAUCCUUGACCCGUUCUCAAAGAUACUCGCAUAUGGAAUCCAAAACUGCUCGAUUAAGUACCACUAUUUGAUAGAUCUUUGCUACCUCUGCAAUCGAGCAUUUACUCGGGAAAGGGAGAAGCAGGUUUUGACUAGAGUGGUGGUUUUUGAGCUCGUUCAAGCUAUUAAGUUCAAAACAGCGAUUCCAGACUCAAACUUCUUGAUGCUGAUCAACUUUAUACUCCAGGACUCUGGUGGCAUCCUACCACCCAGUGUGGCUAUGGAAGGCAACAUGCCGACUCCAUACAUGGACGGGCCUGUGAUCAACACAGGGGCUGCUGAUUGUAUGAGACAACAUCUCAACGAUGCUCUGGACUUUCUCUCAGACUUCCACACACUUGGCAAAAUAAAGAGUUUCUGUAAGGGAAUGCCAGUGGGACUUAACGAGGACACUCUCGGAGGAACGCUGAAGAGUGGAAUUGCACAGUUUGUGGCUCUAGAGAUGAUGAGAGGUAACAACCGAGACAACAGAGCGGCCGCGAGGUGUCUACCUUGGCUCUACGGGACUACUUCUCUCCAGCAGGGACCCAGGGAGUUCCUGGACUGUGUUGGCCACAUCAGGUUGUUGUCCUGGCUGCUGCUAGGCUCUCUGACACACACUGCGCUGCAUGCCAACGUAUGUACGCCAGUGCCUCAGGAGGCUUCGUGUCAGAUAGCUGACCAUGUGCAGAUCAUCAUGGCUGGGUUUGCAGAACAGCCGAAGGCCUCUGUACCUCACAUGUCGUCUUUGUUUCACGCCUUCGUGCUUUGUCAGCUGUGGACGGUGUAUCUGGAGCAGAAUGCUGCUGGUAAUCUUCCCUCUACCGAAGCUCACUCCACCAUGGUUGGCAUCCUGUUUGACUUCUGGGGCAAGGUGACGCCUUGUGUGCUGCAAAUGGUGUCCCACUCCAAAGUGCUGGCAGAGAUGGUCAACCUGCAUUUCCUCAGCCUGUUAGAGGGACUUUUAGAAUGUAACUCUGCAAUUCUGAGCAAACUGCUGCCCAUCUGGAGUCCUGUUCUCUUUGCACAUUAUAUCCAGCUCCCAGGACAUCUUCAGCUGAGGCUGCAGGGUUGCCGCAACCUUCCCCCCGUCACACAGUUGGGCCAACCUCAGGCUGAACGAAUUCACAAUCCACAACUGCUGCGGUGGUUGCAGCGACUGCAGUUCAAGAUGGGUCAGAUAGAGUUGCAAUCCUCCGCAGCAACACACUUCUACUCCAUCUAGACUGAUGUCUGAGUGUAUACACAACCCCUAGUUGCUGCGGUGGUUGUAGCUGCAGUUCAUGAUGCGUCAGAAUUGUAGUCCUCCACAGUAACAGAUUUAUACUCCAUCUAGACUGAUGUCUGAGUAGUAUAUACACAACCCCUAGUUGCUGCAGUGGUUGUAGCUGCAGUUCAUGAUGCGUCAGAACUGUAGUCCUCCGUAGUAACAGAUUUCUACUCCAUCUAGACUGAUGUCUGAGUAGUAUAUACACAACCCCUAGUUGCUGCGGUGGUUGUAGCUGCAGUUCAUGAUGCGUCAGAAUUGUAGUCCUCCACAGUAACAGAUUUAUACUCCAUCUAGAUUGAUGUCUGAGUAGUAUAUACACAACCCCUAGUUGCUGCGGUGGUUGUAGCUGCAGUUCAUGAUGCGUCAGAACUGUAGUCCUCCGUAGUAACAGAUUUCUACUCCAUCUAGACUGAUGUCUGAGUAGUAUAUACACAACCCCUAGUUGCUGCGGUGGUUGUAGUUGCAGUUCAAGAUGCGUCAGAACUGUAGUCCUCCGUAGUAACAGAUUUCUACUCCAUCUAGACUGAUGUCUGAGUAGUAUAUACACAACCCCUAGUUGCUGCGGUGGUUGUAGCUGCAGUUCAUGAUGCGUCAGAAUUGUAGUCCUCCACAGUAACAGAUUUAUACUCCAUCUAGACUGAUGUCUGAUGUUCAAAACAGGUCUAUCUAGGUAGAUGUUAGAUGUUAAGUUACUAUGUAAGUUACAUCUUAGACUGAGUUUUUUGCAUCAAAUUUUACCCUCUAUUGUUGUAAAAAGUUACCUUGUUAGUAGUCACAACUUCCCAAGUUGAAGAUGUUACUGUUGUAUUUAAGCUAUGUUAUUUAGUUGUGUUAACCAGCAAAAGCUCUAUUUACAAGAUAAAAAACUAAAUAAUCACUGAUGAAUACUUGUGUGAUUUAUGAAUGUAAUUUUGUAAAAAAAAAAAAAUAUUUUUAACACCUUACUACUUGAAAAAUGGUGUUAGUACAGAAAGAAUGCUUUAACAAAAUAUACAGAAUUGAAGUAAUUUAUUAGUGAGAAAAGAUAUUUUAAAUGUAAUGAAAUAAUAGAUUAUGAAUUAAGCGAUCCUUGAAACUCUUUCAUAGAUGAUGUUUGCAAAAGAGUUUAUAAUUUUGUAAGAUACAAGAAAUUUUACUUGUAAAUAAGACUGAAUUGGAUAUUAGGUAAAAUUAAUAGUCGUUAUUGUUACCUACUGGAAAGAAAUAUUUUAUCUCGAUGAAUGUUGUAUACAACCAUGUAUGAACAAUAAAAAGCUAAAUAAUA